AUGACGACGAAACACAUCCUCGUGGUCGGUGCAGGCGCUGUGGGGUGCUUCUAUGCGAGCAAAUUGGAUCGAACACAUGCCAAGGUUGGCUUGGUAUGCCGCUCCAACUACCAGGCUGUGCAUGAUGAGGGUGUGAACUUGGAGACGCACAGUUUCGGCAACUACCAUUUCCAGCCGGACUUUGUGUUCCCCUCCACGGAGGCGGCAAAGGACACGACGUGGGACUACGUGGUGGUAGCGACCAAGGCAUUGUCUAUGGACUCAAAUGUGGCGAAGUUCAUUGCGCCAGUGGUGCAGCCAUCCACGACCAUUGUCUUGAUUCAAAAUGGCGUGGAAAUUGAGGCGCCGUACCGUACCUACUUCCCACGCACUCCAAUUGUGAGCGCAGUGACAGUGGCAAGCUUGGCCCUCACGCAGCCUUCUUGUGUGGUGCAGUACCGCUGGACACGUAUCAGUUUGGGGCCCUACACCGAUUUGCAGGGGAGCACCGAUACACCAGAGAAGCAUGAACUUUACACGCGCGCCCGGGCAGGCGUGCAGGACUUGGUCGAUCUAUUCACGCGCGGCGGGAUCCGCGAUGCCGAGGCGUACGAUGCGCUGGGCCUGCAAAUGGUCCGCUGGCACAAACUGUGCAUCAAUGCCUCGAUGAACGUGUCGGGUGUCCUGGCUGGCAACCGUGGGAAUGCGGACAUGGUACAGGACCCGCGUCUGCGUGCGCACAUUGAGGCAUGCAUGCACGAAGUCCUUGAUGCCGCGCCCAAGAUCUUUGGACAGCCCCUGCCGGACAAGUUUGCGACUCCUGAGGCGAUUCUACGCAGCACCGAGCGCAACGUUGGUAGUCGCUCGAGCAUGGUCCAGGAUUGGGAGGCAGGACGUGCGUUGGAAUUGGAUGCUAUCAUCGGCAAUGCUAUCCGGAUUGGCGAGAAGCAUGGCGCCUCGAUGCCACGUCUGCAGAGUAUGUACGCCCUACUGCGCAGUGCGCAGGAGCAACGUGAGAAGCACACGUAG
Messenger RNA from Malassezia pachydermatis, 1008 nucleotides. Its product is annotated as 2-dehydropantoate 2-reductase. Gene Ontology annotation, molecular function: 2-dehydropantoate 2-reductase activity. The record is from RefSeq and is a predicted model, not a curated record. Bases 1 to 1008 code for a protein of 335 amino acids. Gene Ontology annotation, cellular component: cytoplasm. Gene Ontology annotation, biological process: pantothenate biosynthetic process. The transcript has a single exon. Lineage: Eukaryota; Fungi; Basidiomycota; Malasseziomycetes; Malasseziales; Malasseziaceae.